AUGAACACAGUCAAACAGUCCCAUAGUUCACCUACUGACCAACUCGAUGACUCCCAGAAGCCGCAUGCACCAAAAUCUACCUCAGCAUGGACGUGGCUGAACUUUCUGGGUGAUGUAUCAAAAUCCGAAGUCGAUGUUUUACUUCUCUCCAUGGCAUUCAAGUUUCUCCUGUUCCCAGCAUAUCGCUCUACGGAUUUCGAGGUCCACCGAAACUGGCUGGCCAUAACACAUUCACUUCCUAUUUCUCAAUGGUAUUACGAUACAACUUCUGAGUGGACGCUGGAUUACCCUCCAUUCUUUGCAUAUUUCGAGAGCUUGAUGUCCAUACCCGCUUCAUUCAUUGAUCCCAAGAUAGUUGACCUCCAAAAUCUGCAAUAUGAUGCAUGGACAGUCAUUGCGUAUCAACGUCUAACCGUCAUUAUCUCUGAGCUUGUCCUUGGUGCAGCACUUCUGAGGUUCAUCCGUGUUUCUGUUGAUCCCUCUCGUCAACGAAUUCUCUCUGCGUCCUUGUUUCUUCACCCAGGGUUCCUUAUGAUUGACCACAUACACUUCCAAUACAAUGGGUUUAUGUUUGGAAUAUUGCUAUGGUCGAUCUUAAUGGCUUGCGAAGGUAGAAAACUGGCGAGCGGCAUACUUUUUGCCGUUCUUUUGAAUUUCAAACACAUCUACAUGUAUCUGGCGCCUGCAUACUUUAUUUACCUUCUGCGGUCUUAUUGCAUGUCUCCCGCCGGGGCGAUUAUUCCCACACGCUUUAUCUCAUUAGCGAACUCUGUCCUGCUUGUGUUCCUAGCCUCUCUAGGACCAUUCGUAUUGAUGGGCCAACUCCCGCAACUCCUUUCUCGCUUGUUUCCUUUUACACGUGGACUGAAUCACGCUUACUGGGCACCAAAUGCGUGGGCCUUGGUCACUGCCGCAGACCGUGUCCUUUUGCAACUGGUAAAACAUCUAGGUGUGGAACUCGUAGUGAAUGAAUCUGGUAUUGCAUCGACGUCUCGCGGCCUUGUAGGCGAUACGGUCUUUGCGGUGAUUCCAAAUAUCAAGCCUAUCCACACGUUUAUCGUCACAAUAAUAUUCCAGAUGGUUUAUCUCAUUAAGCUAUGGAGCGCGCCAACUUACAAGUCGUUUGUGGCUGCCUUGACGCUUUGUGGUUACGCUUCAUACAUGUUCGGGUGGCAUGUGCAUGAGAAAGCCAUUCUGCUCGUAUUAGUGCCUCUCACGCUUCUGGCCUCGGAGAACUAUGCGUAUUACAAGACCUUCGUUAUCGCAAGUGUCGCGGGUAUCUUCUCCCUCUUCCCCUUGAUCUUUACGCCAGCAGAGACUCUGCUAAAAAUUGUGUAUUCCUUCAUAUGGGGAGGGAUGAUAUUAUACCCCCUCCACAAGCAGCUUUACGAAUUUCCUUCAUCACUGCCCUGGGUACUGUUGGAGAGCUUUGAGAAUGCAUAUCUUUAUGGUUUUGCAUUUCUCCAAGCUUUCGUCACCCUGUUCCCUCUCAUGACUGGCGGGAAUCCAGACACUGAAUUUUUGCCCCUGAUGGCGACAAGUGUUUACUGCGCGGUGGGACUGAUAUGGUCAUUUAUCCGGCUCAGUACUCUAUACAUUAUACAGCAGUACUAG
Suillus fuscotomentosus is the source of this 1614-nucleotide messenger RNA. Its product is annotated as glycosyltransferase family 57 protein. The record is from RefSeq and is a predicted model, not a curated record. Gene Ontology annotation, molecular function: dolichyl pyrophosphate Glc1Man9GlcNAc2 alpha-1,3-glucosyltransferase activity. NCBI's taxonomy places the organism in Eukaryota, Fungi, Basidiomycota, Agaricomycetes, Boletales, Suillaceae. Gene Ontology annotation, cellular component: endoplasmic reticulum membrane. Gene Ontology annotation, biological process: protein N-linked glycosylation. The transcript is spliced from 12 exons. The coding region runs from base 1 to 1614 and encodes 537 amino acids.